Molecule: messenger RNA, 1437 nt
Organism: Lodderomyces elongisporus
Lineage: Eukaryota; Fungi; Ascomycota; Pichiomycetes; Serinales; Debaryomycetaceae
Gene: RPN3
Product: proteasome regulatory particle lid subunit
Exons: 1
Coding region: 1-1437 (478 amino acids)
Biological process (GO): ubiquitin-dependent protein catabolic process; regulation of protein catabolic process
Cellular component (GO): proteasome complex; proteasome regulatory particle, lid subcomplex
Molecular function (GO): enzyme regulator activity; protein binding
Source: RefSeq, a predicted model, not a curated record
AUGUCGGACUCUAAAGAUAUUGAAAUGAAAGAUGCAGAAAACGGGUCGACUGAAGUUGUGGCGACAACUACUUCGAAUCUUGUAGAAGAGAUUGAACAAACAUUCAAUUUGUUGGAGAAGGCGGCCACAACAUUUGACAACAGAUAUGUCUCAAAAGUACUUCGUGAGUUCUCAUCUUUAAGAAAGAAGUUAGUCCAUGAUGAUCAAGUUUUACCAGCAAUUAUUGCAAAAUACAUCAAGGGACAAUCGAAAGAGAAUCUACUUUUGCUUUUGGGAUCAUCUGCUCCAACUACUGAACAAGUUCACCAAUCAGCCAACACCAUCCCUGAGAUUGAGCUUUAUAUUUAUUUGCUCACUCAAACAUACCUUUUAGACACUUCCAAAUUACAAGAAUUGAAUAAAUUGAGCCCGCAUUUGAUUUUGUUUAUGAAAUCAAAUAAUCGACGUUCACUUGACUACCUCCAAGCAAAAGUUUGGUUUUAUAUAAGUCGUGGUAAGGAAUUGGCGGGAGACUUGACCAGUAUAAGGCCAGAACUAUUGUAUAGUUUGAGAACAGCAAGCUUAAGGCAUGACACUGAAACUACGGCCUCGAUAAUCACCUUGUUGUUAAGAAACUACUUGCUUGCACACGAAAUUCAACAAGCAACCAAUUUGGUUGACAAGAUUCAAUUUCCUGAAAGUGCAGCUAGUGCCUUAGUUGCAAGAUACUAUUUCUACUUGGCACGUAUCAAUGCCAUUCAAUUGGACUACUCGACCGCCCAUGAGUGUGUAAUUGCUGCGAUUAGAAAGGCACCCCAAACAAAUUUAGCCAAAGGCUUUAUCCAGAGUGCUACUAAACUAAACAUAGUGAUUGACUUGCUUACAGGAGAAAUCCCAGAGUUGAAAACGUUUAAAAACAAAUCAAGCAGUUUUGAAGCAUAUUUCAAAGUUACGCAAGCAGUAAAGUUGGGAGAUUUGAAGUUGUUUGGCGAUGUGUUGAAAAAAUAUGAAAAAGUGUUUAAAAAAGACGAUAAUUUUACUUUGGUUUCCAGGUUACGUCAAAAUGUUAUAAAGACGGGUAUCAGGAUCAUCUCUUUGGCAUACUCCAAGAUCUCAUUAAAAGAUAUAUGUAUUAAAUUGCAUUUGGAUUCCGAAGAGGCAACGGAGUAUAUCGUUUCAAAAGCCAUAAGGGACGGGGUCAUUGAUGCCACAAUAAAUCAUGAAAAGGGCUAUGUGCUGUCGAAUGAACUUUUGGAUGUUUACUCUACAAACCUUCCUCAAGCUGAAUUUGACCAAAGAAUCAAAUUUUGUUUGUCGUUGUAUAAUGACAGUGUGAAAUCAAUGAGGUUCCCCGAUGACAAUGAGAACAAAGCUAUAACUAAAGAUGCCGAGCCAAGCGACGAAGUUGAAUUAUUGAAAGCUAUUGAAGAAGGCGAUUUGGAUGAUUUCAUGGAUUAG